Molecule: messenger RNA, 321 nt
Organism: Paraglomus brasilianum
Lineage: Eukaryota; Fungi; Glomeromycota; Glomeromycetes; Paraglomerales; Paraglomeraceae
Source: the annotation of a GenBank genome assembly
GCACCAACUAGAUCAGAACCAUUACAAUCAAUCAUUCUCAUCGGCAUUAUGAAGAAGUGGGGAGUUGAUACAGUUGGACCAUUACCUCGUACACAGAGUGGAAACGAAUAUUCAGUCGUUGCAGUCGAUUAUCUUACCAAAUGGCCUGAAGCGAGAAUUCAAAAGGCAAAGUACUCAAGAAAGCUUAUUCGGGCGAUAAGCUUAGACGAUAUCAAAUACGACAUAGAUGGGGAACCACUAGUCGUAAUUGAUCAGAUUGAAGACAUCCAUAAAGGAGACGAAUUUUCUCGGCUAGUAGAUACGAGUGAGGAGGAUAAUUAA